AUGGUAUUUUUCCUCUCUCUUAUUUCAAAGCUUCCGUCAGAUUCUGUUAAGCACCUCACAUGGCACGAGGUGGGGCACCAUGACGUUCAAGGAAGUCGACUGCGUUGCCCAAGAGUAAGAGAAGGACCCCCUGCAGAAGAGCUCCUCUUCACACAGGAUGAGGGGGCCUUGCCUCCACGGAAAAGAGUCUGUGAAAAAAGGCGAUGGGAAACAUGGCUGCAAGAAAACUGGGAGGAUUGCAAGAAUUUGAACAUUUCAUUUCAGGAUUUGGGGGACCCUUAUCAAGUGACAAAUUUUAACAGGAUUCUUAGAAGACUAAUUCGAGUCGAAACCCUCUGGUUAGUGGAUAACUCACUGGUGGAUUUAAGUGCCAUAAGAUUGCCAAGCUGCAGAGUGUUAAACAUGAAUAGAAACCAUCUCACAUCUUUCAAGCAAUUACCAAAGAUACCACAGAUACAGCAUUUAUCCUUGGCUGAGAACCACAUUGAGACUCUCACCGGGCUCUCCUGUUUGCAGCACACUCCGCUAGAAUCCCUUGUGCUCAAGAGGAACCCUUGUGAAUUUUACCAAAAUUACCGGAAACGAGUGUUCUCCUGUUUGCCAAACCUAAAAAUGCUGGAUGGGAUCCCAAAGCUUCCAGAAGAUUCUCCAUCACCAGAAACCAAUAUUUUUUCAAACUUAUGCAUUGUAUCUUAAUGCAAUUUGUAUAGAAAGAAAGCAAUGUAUAGAAAAUGUAUUUCAAUGUAUCUCUAAAAGCUAAUAGACACAAGAAAUGCGUAAC
Messenger RNA from Phyllostomus discolor (pale spear-nosed bat), 781 nucleotides. RefSeq lists its product as uncharacterized. NCBI's taxonomy places the organism in Eukaryota, Metazoa, Chordata, Mammalia, Chiroptera, Phyllostomidae. The transcript has 5 exons. The coding region runs from base 1 to 696 and encodes 231 amino acids. The record is from RefSeq and is a predicted model, not a curated record. Gene Ontology annotation, molecular function: protein binding.